Messenger RNA from Camellia sinensis, 456 nucleotides. The record is from RefSeq and is a predicted model, not a curated record. Lineage: Eukaryota; Viridiplantae; Streptophyta; Magnoliopsida; Ericales; Theaceae.
AUGCAACAGGAGCAGGAGCAUGAACAUCCGCUGAGAGCAAGAGGAGUUUCUCCAAUGGCUGCUUUCUUUUAUUGUGAGGUGGAUGGAAGCUCCCUUUGUUUGCAGUGCGAUAUGAUUGUUCAUGUAGGAGGUAAAAGAACCCAUGAAAGAUAUCUUGUAUUGAGGCAGAGAAUUGAGUUUCCCGGGGAUAAGCCUGGCCGUAUGGAGGAUCCAACUGAGAACAGGAGGGGAGAGAACCAGCAACUCGGAUUGACGAUGGGAGAGAUCCAGCAGAAUCACAGGGUUCCAGAGUCAGCUAUGAAUGCCAAUGCCGAUGGGCAUGCCAACAUGAAGACAAAUAUGAUGGAUUUGAAUAUGCAGCCACAUCAGAUACAUGAACAGGCUUCAAAUAAUCAGGUUAGAUUGUCUCCGUUGUUUAUCUAUCAGAAACAGAUUUUGAAUUUUGUUUUAAUUUGA